Molecule: messenger RNA, 2864 nt
Organism: Corythoichthys intestinalis (scribbled pipefish)
Lineage: Eukaryota; Metazoa; Chordata; Actinopteri; Syngnathiformes; Syngnathidae
Product: gastrula zinc finger protein XlCGF52.1-like
Exons: 2
Coding region: 284-1483 (399 amino acids)
Biological process (GO): regulation of transcription by RNA polymerase II
Cellular component (GO): nucleoplasm
Molecular function (GO): DNA-binding transcription repressor activity, RNA polymerase II-specific; RNA polymerase II cis-regulatory region sequence-specific DNA binding
Source: RefSeq, a predicted model, not a curated record
UCUACUGCGCCGCAUAUUCCGACGCAAAUUUCUUUUCACCCGCUUUUAGUUUGUCCUCAAUCGCACGCGUUUCACUAAAAGUGCGUGUAUAAGCCUUGGCGAAACGUAUUCCUCGACACGAGCAGCAGUAUUUUAUAGAGUCAAAAAUAAUUUGGCCAAUCUUCAAGUCUUUUCGGUGCUCGUUGAAGCUUUGUGGCCUAUUAUAGCCUAGCCUAGCCGCUUACAAAGAGAACGAGGGGUCGUCAUCAGUACUCGUCAUGCAAGCGGACAUAAAGUGGGGAAAAUGUGUGCGAAUAGGACACCAGCUGAAGCCAAGUUCCACGAAGAACUCUGCGGAGCAAUAGAGGAACCUCCACGUCACCAAAGCUCGACCGUUUGCAAAAUAAUUCAAGCUAAAGUUAUUUUUCACAGACUACAAGACGUCGGAGAAGAUUUUUGUCUUAAGCAGCAUGAGCCAAAGUCUCCUUGUAUUAAGGAGGAAGUGGAGGCCCUGCAAAUCAAAGAGGGGGAAUCAAUACGUCCUCACCAACAAAAGACGGAAGAGGAACUUCACAUCAAAAAGGAGGCAAAACAGAUACAGGACAUUAAAAAAGAGGAAGAUGAUAUUGACAACACCAGGUUGACUGGAGUCCCAUUGAAGAGUAAAGAUGAAGGGCCUUGUGAGGCAAGCAGAGGGGCAAGACCUGCAAAUAACAGCUCAAUAGAAGGAUCACCUUUCAUUUGCUCAGUUUGUGGGGAAGCAUUUUCUAAUAAGGUAUACUUAAGAACUCACACAAGAAGGCACACUAGAGAGAAACCUUUUGCGUGCACAGUUUGUGGUAAAAGAUUCUUUGUGAAGCAGACUCUGAGUAUGCACACAAGAACACACACUGGAGAAAAACCUUUUGCAUGCUCAGUUUGUGACCUAAGAUUUGCUCAGAAGUGCAGUUUGAAAAGUCACACCUUAACCCACACUGGAGAGAAGCCUUUCAUCUGCGCAGACUGUGGCCAAAGAUUCACUCAGAAGGGAGCCUUAACGCGUCACAGAAGAAGACAUACUGGUGAAAAACCUUAUGCUUGCACAGUUUGUGGGCAACGAUUUGCAGACAUGGGACACUUGAAAAGACACUCAAGAAUACACACUGGUGAGAAGCCUUUUUCUUGCUCACAUUGUGGUCGAACAUUCACUCAUAGGGGAACUUUAAAAAAACACACAAGAACCCACACUGGUGAAAAACCUUUUGCAUGCUCAAUUUGUGGUCAAACUUUCACUAACAACGAAUCCAUAAAAAUGCACAGAAGAAUCCAUUCUGGCGAGAAAGCGUUUUCCUGCUCAGAUUGUGGGCUAACAUUCACUCUUAAGGGAAACUUGAAAAAACACUCAAGAAUCCACACAGGUGAGAAACCUUUCUCCUGCUCCGAUUGCAGUCAAAGAUUUGCUUGGAAGAGACAAUUAGCAAGACACACCAAAACACACACUGGGAAGAAAUCUUUAUUUUAUUGAGUUUAUGGUCAAAGCUUCUCUUGGAAGUAUCUCAAGUUACGAGAGCUGUGAGAGGGGUGUUUAUUCGAAAAUGAGUGAACAAUGACGGUUUUGCCAAUCCUCCUAGUUGGCCUUAUUGUUUUCAUGCAGGACCAUUGUUAUUCUGUGGACCUCCUACCAUACCUUGCUUCUAUGGUUGGAAGCAUCCUCUGUCUGAGUGUAACGCCAGAGUUGUGAAUUCUAUCAACUUAUCCUUGCUCGCGCUCACUCACGAACACACACACACUCAGGUUAAUUCCACACUACGAUGGAUAGGUGCUCAUAAAAGUCUGUCGUCAAUACAAACCUACAUCUACUCCAAAAUAUGCACGAGGUAGGUAGCCGUCCACGCAGGAAUAAUCAAGUAAAUUCACAAAUCUUUCUUAUAUGUCACGUGGUUGCAAGAAAUAUUAACUGAUGCUAGAUCAUUUUAUCAUGUUGAAUGAACAAAUUUGAAUGUCAACAUAAGUUUAUCCCGAUUGAGCUAAAAUAUUUAUGGCAAACAUUUGAUGUACAAAAUCCUGUCCAGUCAUUAAAUCAUUUUUUUUUUGUAUUGUGUGACCAAGUUUGCUUCCUACAAAUUGUUGGCAGAUAGGAAGUCACGUUAUCCAGCAUCAUCACCUGCAGCUUUUAGAUAUAAACACUGAAUAGAGGCCGAUAACAGGAACAACCAUGUCCUUGCUGCUCCUCUUCCAUGUGCAGGUGCUUUUAAAGAUUACGCAGGACUACAUUUGUUGUACCGAUUGGGGAAAUUUUGGAUGCGUAGUGGCAACAUAUCAAUGUUGGACAGCGGUUUUGCAAUACUUGAACGGCAAUGGACUUCAACAAGAGUGACCUACCAUAUUUUGGGUUUGUUUGUUUUGCACUUCAUUAUUACUGUGGAUCUUUGAAUGAGCCACUAAAUGUACAAUCUUUUAAGUUCUACUGAGAAUUUCAGCACCCAAGUUGAAGCCUCCUUUUCUCAAUUUAAAAAUUAUAUUCAGCCAUUUUUAGACUCAGGUAAUGUUUAUUUUGCACAAGAGAACUUUUGGAUGUCCAAGUAAGCUUUGCUUCGAUUUUCCAAAAGCCUCUGUCCAUUUGUAGAAGAGAUGUCAACAUGUACGCUCCCGUGGAUGCACUCUAAAAGGUACAUAAUGUGUACUGACCAGUUUUGACCCGUAAAUAAGUUUUAUUUAAAUAGGUCAUUUUAAUAUUACUGUUAAUUAUUGUUGAACACAUUCAUUAAAGAUUUUAUUCUGUUAUAAAGCUCUGUGAUGAUUCACUGCUGUGACAAGAGAAAGUCAUAUGAUCUCGCCAAGGGCGUAGGUUUGGUCUCCACAUUGGUACGGACGAUAUAACAGGAUAGCCUGCAUUUCCACCUUUU